AUGGAUGAAGAAUACGGCGACUACCUGGAGGAGAAGGCGCCUGCGCCAGCGGUGGUGACACCCGAGACUCCGGAAGAUGCAGUGAUGUCCGCGGGGCGCAGCGGGGGCUCGCGCUCCCUGGCGCGCAGUCUCGCGAGCGAGUUGGAAGACGACACGCCUCCCGUCUCGCGCAACCUCGCGGACGAACUGGAUGAUGUGGACGACCCUGAGCCAGCGUAUGAUGACAUGGAAGAGUUUGAAGACCGCGCCGACGACUCACGAUCGCCGGUGCCGACGACUCAAGUGACCGAGCAAACCUCGGGCAACCGGCCGCCGAUGAAUGGAGACACUCCGGCAGCCAACAAGGUACUCGGCCGAUGCUUUGAAGCAAUGCGUGCGAGCGAAUGGGGUCGACUCUUCGAGCCGCGCAUGAUCCGCCAAGCGGUGUGGGCUGACCUGAGCCACGAGUUGGCACGACCAGUGAAUGCGGUCGCAGUUGAGCAAGUGGCGAAGGACACGGUGACGUUCCUGAAGGCGUUGUGUCUCCGGCCCACGCUUGCCCCGUCGCCGUCGACUCUGGAGAGUUUCCUGCCCGCGGAAGCCAGAGCCGAGCUCUGGCAAUGGAAGAAGAAGUUGUAUACGGCCUUCGGGGUGACCCCCUUCUCUUUGGAACAGCCGAAGGCGGCCCGCACCAACAAAGGCAGCGCUGACCCAGCGCGCGUCCCGCUCCCGCGAACUCCGAAGAAGACCGAGCGCAGUAACUCAGCCCAGGCUGCGACUAGAGGAGUGUUCAGUGCGUCGGGCGAGCGAUCACCGUACUUUCAAGACUCCCAUAUGGUCACUCCACCCGCGACGACUCGUACUGACCGAGUUGCGCGUGGUGCCGAAGACUCGAAAUUGACCAGGAGCAGUCUACGAAGCACCGGACGAAGCUCAAGUCGCAAGUCCCGCUACGCCGACGACUCAUCUGAUGACGACGAUGACUUCACGGGAGACGGAGGUGCGCAAAUGGACGAAUAUCUGCGACAGAUCCGGGAGGUGAGCGACGCAGAGACCGUGAACCCGACGCCGAGGCUCGAGAUCCCGACGUUCUCGGGCGCUCGCAACAGGAGCGAGAACUCGAUGCAGUGGCUGCGCGCUUUUGUGUACGAGAUGAAAGGUACACACGCGCCGCCCAAUGAAUGGUGCAUGCCCUUCGAGCUCCGCCUGAGAGACGGUGCGGUACACUGGCACCGACAAUUGACCAAGAAGACCAAGCGAACCUGGACUCUGCUGAGCGAAGCCUUCAUCCGCUACUACUGCUCCCAGUUCAGCCAGUCAGCGGAAACCCGAUACUACUCUGCCAAGCGCGACGACAAGGAGCACGUCUGCGACUACCUGAACCGACUCAACGGCUACGCCCGCAACGCAGGCGUCCAGUUCGUGAACGGCGGCCGCAAGGCGAAGGACCACGUCAAGCGCUUCCUGGGGACUUGCGGCGACCGUAAGCUGGAGAGACGACUCGCUCCUCUGCGAAUCAAGGACAUCCAUGAGCUGGAGGAGAUGAUCAUCGAAAUGCUGAAGGUUGAAGAGCGACAGAGUUCGCGCGAGUCUUCGCAGUCGCGAUCCAAGGCUCGGGAACCGUCCCGCCGACGUGAUGACACGCGUAUGACUCGCGUCGCCGAGAUGACCGGCACCGCCAAGACACCCGAGACGGAUACCGCCGCGAUGACUCGCGAACUGGCCACAGCCGUGGGGAUCGACGCGAACGAGAUUAUGAGCGUCCUGCAAGGACGGGACGCCAGGAGCACCUCGACCGGACGCGACAGUGCGCGCCAGCAGUUCAACGAUGACAGCGACGCCGCCAGCGAUCAAGGCUCCGACGACUCGUGGUACUCCGAAGAAGGCAGACACGAUGGUUACUCGUCGGAUGACAGCGACCACUACGUGGCUGCUGCGAACGAGAGUGAGCGAUGCGCGGCAGCUGACGGCACAGUGGCCGGGAACCCAGUCGGGACAACCGGUACCAGCGCCGAGGCGGUCACGACAAUCGACAACGCCAGUACGGUCCUUGCGCGGCCUGUGGCGUUCUUUCCCACUCGGCCCACUUCUGCAACCGGCGCUGCCAGUUAUGCAAGCAAGUACACGACGCAGGCCGGCAGCCCGCCAACUGAAACUGGGUUGGUCCCAAUCGGGCUGCCACAGUUAGCCGAGCCUGUAGUCGAAGCGGAGUGUAUCUACGCUUUUGUGGGCAAGCGCGAAUGGCCGGAUGAAGGACGAGGUACAUGGGUGAACGCGACGGAAUUCGAAAAGGAGAGAGGCGAAGGCCUCGGUGGAGGUGAUUUGAGUGAGAAGAGUGAUGACGAAGUGAUUGAAGACACUACCGAAGACUGGAUGACAAGUGCAGUGCAGGAAGCAUCGCGCCGACGACUCGACGUGGAGGACGCUGGUGAACGGAGGGUCAACGACUCGCGGACGCGGAUCUUGCUGGACAGUGGAGCGAACAUCACGCUCGGAUGGGAACGCGUUUAUGUUUUCGAGAUGUGGAUUAUCGACCACAAUGCCGGUGUUAACGUGGUGCUAGGCACCGACUUCAUGAUCCCGGCUGACAUCCGGCUGGAUCUCUUCAACGCGGCGGCCAAGCUACCGGACGAAGUAAUGAUCCCGCUGAUCAAGACGCAGAACAUGGUCGACGAGGCCGAAGGGGUCCACGUCAACGGGGGCCCGGUCGACGUGCUCCAGAUUCCCGGCCGAGAAUGGAAAGAGUUCCGAAUGCAACGGAAACGUCCGUCCCCGACGACUCACGUGCCGUGGAUCCGAUGGACCGACAAGCUCAUCCCUACGGUGAAGCGGUUCCACAAGGGACGACCGCAGCGGAUCCGACUGACGAACAUUGACACUCGGCUCACGAUCUGCUCGGCUCACACAACCAUCGUGGUGUGGGUACCAAUCGGGUCGUUGCCGAAGUCUGAGGGAUAUGUGCGGCUCGACUCUGACAAGUAUAGGGAAUGGCAAGUCCUUAUCUACGAGGCCGCCCGCGAUAAGACGCUGCUCAAGUGGGAAGCCGAGCUUUACGCUCAAUGGUUAGCUGCCCAGCCGUCGGCAGUGGAUCGACCCGAGUAUCCCACUCCAAAAGGGCUGCUCCGACAGCCUCCCGAAGACUCUCAAGACGAGCACAGCUCGGAGUCGUCCGACAGUGAUGGAGGUAAAGAUUCUGACGGCUUGCCAUGCAAGCAGCUACCUUGGAGACGUCUGAGCGCCCUGCUGUCGUCGGGAACCGGCUUGGACGAACCUACGGAGUCAAAGAGUGCUGAGGAUGAAGUCCCGACGACUCAAUCCUGCUCGAACUCGGAUAUCGAGGCCGGUUUGACACGACUCGAGCAGACGUUCAUGUGUGUCUUGCGGGUCUUGAGCACAGAAGGUACAGAGACCGCGAAUGACGACGCCGCUGACUCGUUCGAGCAUCUCGCGGCUGGUAUUGGGUUGGAAGACUACGCGCACGGGCUGGCGUUCCCUCCUGACUUGUCCGAAGCUGCUACGACCACUCUGGACUACGACGCAGACAAU
Phytophthora sojae is the source of this 3525-nucleotide messenger RNA. RefSeq lists its product as hypothetical. The record is from RefSeq and is a predicted model, not a curated record. Lineage: Eukaryota; Oomycota; Peronosporomycetes; Peronosporales; Peronosporaceae. The transcript is spliced from 8 exons. The annotation marks the transcript as partial.